Messenger RNA from Volvox carteri f. nagariensis, 2916 nucleotides. RefSeq lists its product as uncharacterized. The transcript is spliced from 16 exons. The record is from RefSeq and is a predicted model, not a curated record. Lineage: Eukaryota; Viridiplantae; Chlorophyta; Chlorophyceae; Chlamydomonadales; Volvocaceae. Bases 1 to 2916 code for a protein of 971 amino acids.
AUGACGCAACCUAGCGACUCAAUGCAGCUCCACCUGGGUGCCUCGCUGCCCGAGCGCAAACCUGCUGGGGCUGGCCUUGCGGAUAAACCCAACACAACCUACCUGCCCAAGGCAGCUCCGCCUGGGUGCUUCACUGCGUGCUUCACCGCGCAAAAACCUGCAGGCAACCCAGCCCUGGUGCUGGCCUUCCAGCUAAACGCAUCUAAGCCUACCGGCCCAAGGCCACUCAGCCUGGGUGCUUUACCAUGCACCCCCUGGGGCUGGCCUUUCGGAGCAGCACAAUGCAACCCGGACGCUUCUCUCCCUGAGAGCAUCACCCGGGUAAAGCCUACCGGCCGUGGGCACUCAUUAUUGGGCAGACUUCCAGAGUCUAGUUGCUACCCGAUGAGCGCAAGGCGGUCUGGGCGCUUCGGCCUAGUUGCAGCUGGCUGUGCCUGCUUUCAGACAACGUGGGAUAAGCCCAACACGGAGAUGGGUGCCGUCACAGCUGAGGUGGAAACCGCCAUGGCUGCCGAAGGCGCCAAAGCAGGGGAACAGGAUGGGCGGCCGGGGGCAAUGCAGCUGCUGCAGCCAGGGAUGGCGCCGGCGUCAGGCAGCGGGCUGCAGCAGCCCAACACGGAGAUGGGUGCCGCCGCCGCUGAGGUGGACACUGCCAUGGCUGCCGAAGGCGCCAAAGCAGGGGAACAGGAUGGGCGGCCGGGGGCAAUGCAGCUGCUGCAGCCAGGGAUGGCGCUGGCGUCAGGCAGCGGGCUGCAGCAGCCCAACACGGAGAUGGGUGCCGCCGCCGCUGAGGUGGACACUGCCAUGGCUGCCGAAGGCGCCAAAGCAGGGGAACAGGAUGGGCGGCCGGGGGCAAUGCAGCUGCUGCAGCUAGGGAUGGCGCCGGCGUCAGGCAGCGGGCUGCAGCAGAUGCCGACCCAUGCUGCAGAAGCGGCUGUCGUCGAGGACACUGCUGCAGUGGUGGUGAAUCACGAUCCUGAGAUGCAUCUUAAAAUUUUCUCAGACCAACACAAAACUUGGGCGGAGAUGCACAACCUGGAUUUGAAGGCCGACGAGGGCCAGCUCCUUGCGGCCAUCCUCCAGUGGCCUGAGCAGUAUAAACCCUACUGUGGGAGUGAGGGCUCCUUUCAUCACUCCUUUGCAGUAUGUGGAAUUCUGGUGGCGAAUGGCAUGUAUGCCCCAGACUUUAACAACCCCAAGCUGCAGGCUAUCAACCACUUCACUGAGGACAUGAAGUCUGCCCUGCUGUCUGGGGGGCUGAAGCAGUUUGAGCUUGCACUCCUUCUUGCGGGUCUGAAUCCCAACACGGAGAUGGGUGCCGCCGCCGCUGAGGUGGACACUGCCAUGGCUGCCGAAGGCGCCAAAGCAGGGGAACAGGAUGGGCGGCCGGGGGCAAUGCAGCUGCUGCAGCUAGGGAUGGCGCCGGCAUCAGGCAGCGGGCUGCAGCAGUUUCCUAAAAUCUCAGGUCCGGAAAGUGUCCAGGGUUCAUCAAGGACCGAAUUUCUUCAGCAUUCCAACCUAAGCUUGGAUGAGGAGCGUGCUAUUCGUAUAGCCAAACAAAAGGAAAUCCUUGCAAAGCUAGGACUUCAAGCCAUUGUUGACAAUAUCCGGUCGCCUCGCUCGCCUAUCAGACGACAGAGUACCCACUCAGCUCCAUUGGAGACUCGCAGAUCCACUAGGCUUACUGUCUUAUCAUCAAAGCUUAGCAAGCAACAAGUGAAGGGAGACGUGGGAGCACAGGGUCAGCAGGUCCGGAAGCGUGCAAAGUCUGCUGCAAGCAAUGACUGCAGCAAGAGGACAAAACGUACCGCACAGGAGAUGGCGGGCUUGCUUGAGAAGGAGUUUCACUGGGACAUCAUGUCUGCAUCCAACUUCAGGGACAUCCCGAUGCCGACCCAUGCUGCAGAAGCGGCUGUCGUCGAGGACACUGCUGCAGUGGUGGUGAAUCACGAUCCUGAGAUGCAUCUUAAAAUUUUCUCAGACCAACACAAAACUUGGGCGGAGAUGCACAACCUGGAUUUGAAGGCCGACGAGGGCCAGCUCCUUGCGGCCAUCCUCCAGUGGCCUGAGCAGUAUAAACUCUACUGUGGGAGUGAGGGCUCCUUUCAUCACUCCUUUGCAGUAUGUGGAAUUCUGGUGGCGAAUGGCAUGUAUGCCCCAGACUUUAACAACCCCAAGCUGCAGGCUAUCAACCACUUCACUGAGGACAUGAAGUCUGCCCUGCUGUCUGGGGGGCUGAAGCAGUUUGAGCUUGCACUCCUUCUUGCGGGUCUGAAUGCACUCUGCCAGGGAGACGUGGGAGCACAGGGUCAGCAGGUCCGGAAGCGUGCAAAGUCUGCUGCAAGCAAUGACUGCAGCAAGAGGACAAAACGUACCGCACAGGAGAUGGCGGGCUUGCUUGAGAAGGAGUUUCACUGGGACAUCAUGUCUGCAUCCAACUUCAGGGACAUCCCGGAGGUGAAGGUUCGGAUUGCAGAACUUAUUAAUAAAUUUGGCGGAACUGAAGGUGCCGCCACCAUGGUGAUGAGCCAACCCCUGCCCAGCAGGGUGCCCAGCCUGGAGGAGAUGGACAAGUACAAGUCGGCAGGCGGCCAUGUGUCCUACCUCAACAAUCUGGCUGACAAGACGAUUGGCUGCUAUCUGGCAUCGGUUUCCAUUGAGGACACCAUUGAGAUCCUGGUCAUUGGCAAGAUGAAGGGGCUGCACCACCGUGCAAAAUUUACCCUGCCUGAGCCUACCAAGACACUCGCCAUCAAGGACUACCCCUUGACCAUGUUUGAUAAAGUAACCUGGCCUGUUCUGGGCAUCCUGGCUAUCGACAAGGGCAGACAUGCUGUGCCCUGGGCGUGUGAUACCCUGGGCGUCAGUGCAAAGCAGAUAUCAUCAGCCUUGAAGGGGAACAACAUUAAGGGUUAG